This is a messenger RNA of Acipenser ruthenus (sterlet), 4019 nucleotides long. Its product is annotated as AT-rich interactive domain-containing protein 5B-like. NCBI's taxonomy places the organism in Eukaryota, Metazoa, Chordata, Actinopteri, Acipenseriformes, Acipenseridae. The coding region runs from base 85 to 2751 and encodes 888 amino acids. The transcript is spliced from 10 exons. Gene Ontology annotation, cellular component: nucleus. Gene Ontology annotation, biological process: regulation of transcription by RNA polymerase II. Gene Ontology annotation, molecular function: transcription cis-regulatory region binding. The record is from RefSeq and is a predicted model, not a curated record.
UUGUUUCGUAGCGAGAACCCGGCUGUGUAAUUCGAUAGGAGUCCGUGGAGAGGGGAGGGGGGGGUGAGGGAAUGUUGGGCAGCAAUGGAGCGGAGUGCAGUCCAGUGGCUGGGCGCUCCGUGCUGCGCUCGUGGCACGUAUGCUUUCUACAAGUCGUUCAGUUGCCGUGGCGCCGUGGCUGCGAGGUGUCCGGCCGUGUGGAGUCUUGGAGAGUUCUACUUCGUGCGCUGCGGGCCGAAGGAGCCCGUGUGCCUCGCCGAGCUCACACUGCUCUGGGAGGACCAGGCACAGCACCACCUGCUGGCCAGCUCCAGACUCUACUUCCUCCCAGAGGACACACCCAAGGGCCGGUCAGACGAGCACGGAGAGGAUGAGGUGCUUGCUGUUUCUAAGAAGAUCGUGAUCCGGGUGGAGGACCUGGUGAAGUGGGCGUGUCCGGAGCCGUCCGGCUGGAAACGGAAUGCUCGGAAGGACGGCGCCCCUGACAGCAUCGGGAUACUGCUGUCCGACCAGCCACAGGGGGCCAGCGUCCAGUCUGCGGACAGUGCCCAAGGUGUGAGUGUGAAGGUGCUGAGCUAUCUGCAGUAUUGUCGAUUCCGCUCCAUGCACAAGCGCAUGCAGGGUGUCGCACACGCCUCCAGCCUCAAGGACCCACAGCUGUUGGCCCUGGGCGGGAUACGGGUGACCAGUCACAAUACCAGGAUUCUAUACUGCCGGGACACGUUCAACCACCCAACGCUGGAGAGCAACACCAGCAUCUGGACUGAGUUUGGAUGCACUUCUUUGAGCAUGAAGGGAAGACCCCGGAAGAGAAAAGGAAGGGAGGGGAGAGGGGCGGAGCUUGGACCACCUGACCAAUCGGAGGCCUGGAUAGAGAGAAUGAAGGACACGGUGACAGGCAGUGUGGAGGAGCAGCAGGACUGGGGGGCUCUGGGGGGGCAGUGGCUCCCCCAGCCCGAGGAGCAGCACUUUCUGGAGCAGCUACACAGCUUCAUGAGGGGCCGCAGCACUCCCAUCUGCAAGGUCCCACACCUGGGCUUCAAGAAGAUUGAUCUCUUCCUUUUGUAUUCAGUUGUCAAAACAAUGGGUGGAUAUGAAACGGUGACCGAGCAGAAGCUGUGGAAACACGUUUACAAUGAGCUGGGUGGGAGUCCGGGGAGCACCAGCGCUGCCACCUGCACCCGCAGACACUACGAGAGACUGAUCCUGGCGUACGAUCGCUAUUUGAAGGGAGCUGAGCAGCCUGCCCCCCUCCCUAAACCCCGGGCUGGAGCAGCAGCCGACGAGAAAGGGAAGCCGGUGAAAAGAACCGCAGCACAGCCCCCCCAGAAAGCAAAGAAGGAUCCCGUGGUGGUCAAGCAGGAAAGCAGAGUGGAAGUGAAGGUGAAUGGAAGACCGAAACGGGCCAGACGAAGAGCGGGGUGCGCUUCGAAAGACAGCAGCAAACAGAGUGUCAGAAAGGAGCAGGGCCAGGGACGGGAGCCGGACUCCAGUGCAGGCGUGAGGAUACAGGACCAGCAGACGAGCUCCAGCCCUGCCCUGGGGGUGCUGGCCUUGGGCCUGCAGGAUGACAGUAUCCCCCCUCUCGCUGCCCUGCAGAAGCUGCACCCUGCAGUGGGGGGCUUCUCCCUUCCGCAGGGUCUCUCCCCUCUCGACGUUCUCAGAAGCCGACUCGGAUUGGGGCCUUCUUCAGAGGGCCCCGGGUCUGUCUCUCAGGAGCCCAGAAAGACUCUCGUCCUCCUUCAACCUACUGCCGGAGACCCAGGUAAGGAGCCGGGAGACCCAAAUCCAGCCCUGAAACCCCAUGGAGCACCCUUCGCUGCCGGCCAGGGUAGGUUCCCCAUGGCACCCCUCAGGAUCAUCCCCCUGGACAUCGACUGCAGCCUGCAGGUUCAGCAGCUCAUGAAGAGCUCUCUGGGCCACGCACAGCUCAGCUGCUUCACCAAGAAGCUGUCAGAGGCACUGGCCCAAGACCUGAGCAAGACCCCGCGGCCCAGGGAGUCCGUGCCGAACACUGAGGAGCAACAAGCAGUCCCUCUGAACCUGAGCAAGCGAGCCAAGGUGAAGAGGCCAGCUGACUGUGCAGAACCCCCACCUCCCUCUCCCUACCAACCCAGCCUCCUGCACUCCUCCUAUCCGCUCUACACCCCCCAGCCCAGCCAGGCCAGCCAGGCCGGCACAGCCAAGAAACUCAAAACAGAGCCGGGCCCUCAAGAGCAGGCUCCUGCUGGGAUACAGAACGGCAGACUGGGGUCAAACCCUGCUGAAGCUGAAGAGCAGCCUGCAGACCUGAGCUCACCCAGACGGGCCAGAGCAGCCCUCCGAGACGGGGAGGAAAGAGCAGGCGAGCCGGGCUUGAAUCUCGUGAGCAGGCCCACAUCCAUAACGCUAAUUCCGCAGGGGGAUGCCCCGUCAGACACGCAGGAAACCCGCGAGCCAGCGGCCACCUCCGCCAUGUUAGAAGACCGUCACUCUGCGGGAGAUCCCUGCACAGGCUCCCCCGCUCUGCAGCGUGCUUUACCUACGAGACCCGGCUCGCGAGGGAGCGUGGCGGCUGGGUCCGAGGAGCAGGGCGGGGCCAGUCCCGCAGCCUAUCCCUUGUAUCACUUCCGGGGGAGGCAGGUUCAUCUGGGAGAGUCGGGAGCCGACUGCCUGAAGCAGGUGAGCUCGGAGAUGAGCGCACUGCUCAGCACCGCGUCUGGGGCCCUGCAGAACCAGCACUCCUGGGCCCUGGCACCACAUGGCCGCUGAUGGACUCGCAGACUCUCAGAACCAUAAACUGUUAAAGUUCCCCUGGAGUACAUGGGGCAGUCAGGGAGCUCCCACUGUUAAGAAUCCUCUACGUUUAUAUGACCUGGUAUCUUUGAAGGUGACACUGUCUGCUAGAAGAGGCGCAGUCUCUGUAAUAUGUACGUGUAUAUCUCAAACGAGGUUGGCUGAUGCUACCUGAUAAAACCUAUAGGCUAUUGUUCAGUACAUGCUGAAAAAGAAGAGGCCAGUACUGUAUUAGAGGCAACUAUGUCUGGGUUCAAUACUUGACUGUUCUAACUGAUAGUUAUUUAAGGUAUUCUCAUAAUCAUUAUUUUACGAGAAAGUCGUUCACUAGAAAAAAGAUCCUUAUUGCCACAAAUAAAACUGCUGGUCACCUUGAUAAAGUUUAGGAGUGAUAAAGUGUUAUAGUUAUGUUUGGAACUUGCACAGGUCAUUGCACAAAUCCGAUUCAUAUAUAUAUAUAUAUAUAUAUAUACACACUACACUAUCUUGAUUAUAUAUAUAUAAAAUCAUAGUUAGCAUAAUGCAAUUAGGUAGUAUUUGUAUUUGUAUUAUCAUUUUUUAUUCCAUUUAAAUGUUUCUAAUGAUGAGACAGUAAGGGUUGCUUAAUAAGCUGUAAAGUAUAUUGCUGUUUGCUUGUAUGUGAUAGGUCGUGUAUCGCAGCACCACAUCAGUGUGAGGGGAUAGGAGCGUUUAAGUGUGUUGAAUAAUUUGCUGGUGAUUUCACAGUUUCACUACUCAAGGUCCGGCAGUCCAGGUCCAAGGCAGGCAGUCCUCCCCAGCAGCAGCAGCAGCAGCUCUAUGAGGACCUGCACUGUGUGCUGGGUGUACGUGUGUGAAUAAUGUGCCAUUGCUAUUUAUUAUUGUGUCUACUGUUUUUAAAUGUAAACUGAUGCCCUCCGCCAGACUAACGGGAGUGGCUCUUUUUGAAUGAUCCUUUUCUUUCAAUAUUCAGGUGCUGGGUAACUCUGAAAGAGCUUGUGGGGGUAGGUCCUGCUGUUUCAGGAAGCCCUCAUUCCUCUUUGAAACGUUGCUGUUUUUAGUGAUUGAUUUUUUAAUUGUGUAAUAAUACUUUGUGGAAUCCUAAAGCUAAUCGAGAGCAAAGGAUCCUGGAAUGCAAAUGUUUUAAAUACAGUUACCACUGCCAUGUGUACCAGAUUUUAUAUAUGUCAAUCUCCGGACCCUAUGAAAUGUAUUACGAUGCAUUGUUAAUAAAAAUAAAUAAAUAAACUUUACUUCAAAAUAAA